GGGGUGGGAAAUAUCACGGCCGAAAAUAUUGUUGGUGCUUACAGAAGAAUUUUCUCUACAUGUGAGGCUGGGGGUGUCACCUCAAGUCCUGUGGCAAUCAAAUGUUUCCAAUUUGCCCGAUUAAGGAAUCACGCAGAUAGCGAAUUUUAUUAUAAAGAUUAUACGUGGAUUGGAAAUGAAAAGGUGUCGGCGUCGUUGGCGAUUUUAAUGGGCGUUGCUCAUUUGAUGGUGAACCAGUGGAAUGAGAGUUUCUUGUGGGUAUUGAAGGUCUUCUUCUACCUGGAAAUCCUAAUCCCUUACGAACUCCGCAACGCUUCUUUGCACUACAAAGAUUUUUCCUCCUCUACCACCUGCUCCUUGAUUUCCCUAAUUCAAUUGUUCAGUUUGUUUUGGUGGCUCGCCAUUUUAUCAAUAGUCGCGCACAUAUUUAUGGUCGCAUUAUUUGCAUUUAUGAAAUAUUGUUCUGGUCAAUUCGAUGCCGAUCGUAACAAAUUUGUUCUGAACAUGUGCCAAUUGAUGGAUGUUAAGCGGCCGGAGAAUUUGGGCAAUGAGAAGAUCUACGAAACGCGGUCAGUGAACAGCGAUGGUGAACUUAAUGGAAACAUCAGGAGUACGGGAUGGGGAAUUUGCAAUGGUGACGAGAGACGACUUAGGACUGAAUUUCGAAAUUCGCGCGACCCUAAUGGCAUAAGUGUUAGUUUCAACACCAAUUCAAAUAGCAGUUAUGUCGUGAACAUUUAUGCAAGUGAGGACAGCAGUAAGUCUAAUGAAAUUGUGGUUAACAUUGAGAACAUUAAGGAGUAA
Molecule: messenger RNA, 804 nt
Organism: Acaulospora colombiana
Lineage: Eukaryota; Fungi; Glomeromycota; Glomeromycetes; Diversisporales; Acaulosporaceae
Source: the annotation of a GenBank genome assembly